Messenger RNA from Puntigrus tetrazona (Sumatra barb), 3356 nucleotides. It is a transcript of the gene syt5a, whose product is annotated as synaptotagmin Va. Lineage: Eukaryota; Metazoa; Chordata; Actinopteri; Cypriniformes; Cyprinidae. Gene Ontology annotation, biological process: regulation of calcium ion-dependent exocytosis; synaptic vesicle endocytosis; regulation of dopamine secretion. Bases 392 to 1624 code for a protein of 410 amino acids. Gene Ontology annotation, molecular function: syntaxin binding; clathrin binding; phosphatidylserine binding. Gene Ontology annotation, cellular component: axon; synaptic vesicle membrane; dense core granule. The record is from RefSeq and is a predicted model, not a curated record. The transcript is spliced from 10 exons.
GUGAUUCACCGACUAUAAUCCGAUUCAGCAGGGUCACUGAACAAAUAUUAUAUUGGAAAUUAGAAUCGGAUAAACAGCAUGCGGGAGAUUAUAUGGGACACUAGCAAACCGAUAAACGGGCGUACGAGAUGGAUGGAAUAAGACUGUCACAUGAGAAAACCCAGGGCGCGUAACUGGACAGAAGGGAGAGCACGAUUAAUCCAAGUGAAAGAGGGUUUGGCGCUUCAAAUGCGCUUUGGGGAGAGAGAGGGACGGAUGAUAAAGUGGAUGAUAAGAGUAAGUUUGAGCAGUGUGUGAGAGGGCUGCUGCGUAACUGUCCUCUCUAAACAACGCGCAGGUUUCUGUCUGUUUAAGAGAGUAGGAUUUGUUUAUCAUCACCAGCUGAUCAGCAAUGCGAUUGGUCAGCAUGCAGCAUCGCGUGCGGAGAGCAGCAGAAUCAGAGGAGGAGCCCAAACCUGCUCCACCUCCUCCGCCUCCACCCUCUCACCACUCCCACAACUUCAUGAAUAUGAAGAAUAAGUUUUUCAAUGAGCUUAGCCAUCUACCUAACCCCAAGAUCAGAAUGCCCAUGUGGGCCAUUGGUGCCAUAGUUGUGGUCGUGCUUGCCCUGGUUGGCUGCUUUGCUUUCUGCAUCUAUAAGAAGUGCUUGGGAGGAAAGAAAAAAGCUAAAAAAGUCAGAGAGAGGAAGGGAGGACGAAGACGGAUGAAAAAGGAAGGAGAGGAAGAAGCAGGCGAGGAACAACCUAAAGAAGGAGAGGGCGAAGGAGAGAAGGAAUAUUAUGGCAAGUUGGAGUAUACUCUGGACUAUAACUUCACUGACAACCAGCUCAUUGUUGGUAUCUUGCAAGCCCAAGACCUUCCUGCCAUGGAUAUUGGUGGAACAUCUGACCCUUACGUCAAAGUUUACAUGCUACCAGACAAGAAGAAAAAGUUUGAAACCAAGGUCCAGCGCAAGAAUCUGUCUCCUGUUUUCAACGAGACAUUCAUAUUUAAGAUCCCCUUUAAUGAUCUAGCAGGGCAGACUCUGGUCCUGCAGGUGUUUGACUUUGACCGCUUUGGUAAACACGAUGUCAUCGGAGAGAUCAAAAUCCCUAUGAACAGCAUUGACCUGGGGCAGCCCAUACAUGAAUGGAAAGACCUGGUCGGAGGAGAGAAAGAGGAACAAGAAAAGUUAGGAGACAUCUGUAUCUCCCUGCGUUACGUGCCUACCUCCGGUAAACUGACCGUCUGUAUCAUGGAGGCCAAGAACCUGAAGAAGAUGGAUGUGGGUGGUUUAUCAGAUCCUUUUGUGAAAGUGGUUUUGCAACACAAUGGAAAGCGUAUCAAGAAGAAGAAGACGACAGUUAAGCAAAACACACUGAACCCUUACUUCAAUGAAAGCUUCAGCUUUGAAAUCCCCUUUGCUCAGAUUCAGAAGAUCCAGGUGUUGAUCACGGUCUAUGACUAUGAUAAACUGGGAAGCAAUGAUCCAAUCGGGAAGUGCUGGAUUGGGUUUGGCGCCAGUGGGGUGGGUCUGCGCCACUGGUCAGACAUGCUGGCCAAUCCCAGACGACCUGUGGCCCAGUGGCACACCCUUCAGCCUGAGGAGGAAGUAGAUGCUGCCCUUAAAGCACCUAUCCGCUAAAUAUCUUAUCCAACCCUCAACUAAAUAUUUCCGGCAAAACAUCAUUUAAAUUUCAUCCAUCCUUUUACUAAGUUUCUGUCUGUUAUGUUAUUGAUCAUCAUCCUGUACCCUUCCUUACUGUAAAUCAUAGGAGUGAUCUCUUUUAUACACGUUAUAAUGUUCAACUGGUUUGUGUUUCUUAUUUAAAUGUGUCUGUAUGAUGUGGAUGAAUGAUGUGUGUGCUUUGUUUGAAAGUGUUGCAUGCACGUAUCUGUCCAUAACUGUAUGAGAAUUGUCUUGAUUUGCCUCGUCUUUCUUUUCUGUCAACCAAGAUGACUAUAAACACAACAACUGGAUACAUCAUCACAGAUUUUAAGAUGUGUUUUUUUUAUUUCUCAUAGGCUACAAAUGUGACCCUGGACAACAAAAACAGUCAUAAGUGGCACAGCUAUAUUUGCAGCAUUGUAUGGUUUGAAUGAUUUUUUUUCUUUUUCUGUCCAACCUUACCCAAGUUCUGCGUUUCACUCUGGCUGAAACAAAUCAUUAGGAUAUUAAAUAAAGAUCAUGGUCCAUUAAGAUAUUUUAUAAAUUUCCUAAUGUAAAUAAAUCAGAACUUUUUGAUUAUCAAUAUGGAGAUAAAAAAUAGUUAUUAUGUGUUGAUAACAAACGAUGAGCCUAUUUAUUCAUUAUAGAAAAUGUAUUAAUACGGCAGCCAAUAUUAGGCAUGUCUACCAAAAGCAAUUGUCCGGCCGGAUUCAGCAGUAUUUAGAGGUGGAGUCCUGGAUUAAUCUUGUGCUGUUUUCGGCGGUGUUCCAAGUGCAGCGCUGGACUAAGCCAUACAUGUGAGCAGGGAAUUAGAGCCACAGAAGGGCGGGGGUGCGGAGAGGAGGAAGGAGACCAGGAAGGACACAGACAAAGUCAGACAUAGUAAAAGGGAGAGCGUGGGGAAGGUUGGACAGAUAGGGAAGUAAGUAAACUGGUUAAAUAUAAAUUGAUUGCAUACAGAUUAACACAAGCCAAGAUGUAAAUCUUCCUUGAACUUCCUAGCUCGCCAGAAUGACCACGACUGCAUCCAACGUUUAAAAUAUUGGCAUACACAAUAAAUUUUGAUUUUAGAUUAAUAUUCUCACCAAAAAUAUUCUGAAAGGCUGUUGUUCACACAGAGAAAGAUUUAAGCCUCUGCUUAGCCAGCAGGGGGCAUAGUGUCGACAUGAAGUUUUGCUAGAGAGCCUGAAGGCCACCAGAUGACAGUUGCAGAUCAACAAUAGUUAGUAUUGUCAGUAAUACAUGAUUAACAUAGGUUCCCGUUUUCUGUUAUGCAACAACCAUAUAAUGCACUGUGCAUAUAAUUAUCUUGCAUUAAAUAUAUAAUACCUGCAUGUGAUUAAUUUCUUAAGAAUACCACAAAAACUGUUGCACCGUCUAUCCUUACCAUAAUAACUUACAUUAGUAUAGCAGCAAAAGUGUUCUGCAAUACAACAUGAACAUGAUGUACUUUACUAAAAACCUAAUAUAAAGCGGUACCAAUUUAAUUACAUUCUGAAAAUAUAUAUUGCUAUUAAAAUGCAGUCAUAUUUUGGGUUCCUUGAUAACAUUCCAUUUUAGUUCAGUAAAUCUUAUGAAAACUGACCAGAAAACAUGUAGGAAAGUACAUUUAAGCAAAUGACUUGUGAUGUUAAUGGCGAGGCAUGUGAACUGGAGACCACAAUUCCAGCAUCAUAUAAACAGGAUUCUCAGACAACGUUUGAAUGAG